Paramuricea clavata is the source of this 20529-nucleotide messenger RNA. NCBI's taxonomy places the organism in Eukaryota, Metazoa, Cnidaria, Anthozoa, Malacalcyonacea, Plexauridae. The record is from the annotation of a GenBank genome assembly.
AUGAGUUCCUCACAAUAUUGGCUGAGACUUUUACCUGUAAUUGGUUUACUGCAAACUUGCGUUUGUUCGCGAAUAUACCGGAAAGAUUCCAUUAAAGGUGAGGGAAUUAUUCCUAGUUAGUGUGUGGAUAAUUGGUCAUUAGUAGCUAUAAUUUCAAUAUUGAAAAAUGGUCUUUGAGCAUUCUGAUUGGCUCCCUCAGCAGUAAUUCUGAGGCAAUAGUUACUGCUGAGACUGCUCUGAGCAGAACGUAUUGCUUUUCCAAAAAACUGGCUGAAAAUCCUCAAAAUCGUUUGGCGAAAAUUUCGGAAGCAGAAAUAAAUAAAAUAAAUAAAACUGUUUCAAUACUGAAAUUAUACUAAAACCAUUAGUGCCUCAGACUAUAUUCACUUCGCCUUCGGUUCCGUGUAUAAGCUUUUAAUCACCUCGCCUUCGGCGACUAAUUGUUAAUUAAUUAUCUUGUUAUUGUUACUGUUUUGGUGGUGGGCCAUUCCAUUUAAUAUCUACACCCCGGCGGGGGGGAUUUUCCGAGGGGGAGAAAGUUCCCCAAGUUUAUGAUAGAAAAAUUAAAGAAUUUCCGAAGGUGUUUAGCAAAAAAACCGUUUCUGAAUGGGUCUAACAUCACCACAUCAGAGACCUUGUCCACACGGGGGUGUAAGUAUUAAAUGGAAUGUCCUACUUUAGCAGUACCUUGAUAAAAGAGCAAAAGGGUUUAUGAGAGUUGGAAAUUUGAUACGUGGUUGCUAGAUGAAACGCUAAAAAUGAAUAAUGUUGGCAGUGAAUUUUUUAUUUUAAAUGAAACGAAAUACGUUCGAAGCUCUAAUUCGAAGCACUAAUAACGGACACUAUCAACCAUAUUUCCACAGAAAUCGGAAAAUGUGCUUACUAAAACUUCGUGAAAAAGGCCUGGAGCAAGAUAUCUUGGGAAACCCAUAUUAUGCACCCCAUAAUAUAACAGCCAUCUAAUAACAGCCAUUAGAGAAUGUUCCCCGUUUUGACUGUAAAAUAUUUCGUAUUUGCUACUGUGUGAUAACUAAGGUUUCCCAGGGAGGGGAGGGGGUUUGUGUUCCCAUGUUCCCCACCAAGAUUUUACCUUGUUCCCUUGUUUCCCCACCAAGAUUUCACCAUGUUCCCUUGUUUCCCCACCAAAAUUUCACCUUAGAGAAUGUUCCCCGUUUUGACUGUAAAAUAUUUCGUAUUUGCUACUGUGUGAUAACUAAGGUUUCCCAGGGAGGGGAGGGGGUUUGUGUUCCCAUGUUCCCCACCAAGAUUUUACCUUGUUCCCUUGUUUCCCCACCAAGAUUUCACACCAUGUUUGUGUUCCCAUGUUCCCCACCAAGAUUUUACCUUGUUCCCUUGUUUCCCCACCAAGAUUUCACCAUGUUCCCUUGUUUCCCCACCAAAAUUUCACCAUGUCCCCAUGUUUCCCCACCAAGAUUUUACCAUGUUCCCUUGUUUCCCCACACCAAGAUUUCACUAUGUUCCCCAUCAAGAUUUUACCAUGUUCCCUUGUUCCCCACCAAGAUUUUACCAUGUUCCCUUGUUUCCCCACCAAGAUUUAACCAUAUUCCCUUGUUUCCCCACCAAGAUUUCACCAUGUUCCCUUGUUUCCCCACCAAAAUUUCACCAUGUUCCCUCACCAAGAUUUCACUAUGUUCCCCAUCAAGAUUUUACCAUGUUCCCUUGUUCCCCAUCAAGAUUUUACCAUGUUCCCUUGUUUCCCCACCAAGAUUUCACCAUGUUCCCCUGUUUCCCCACCAAGAUUUCACCAUGUUGCCUUGUUUCCCCACCAAGAUUUCACCAUAUUCCCUUGUUUCCCCAUCAAGAUUUCACCAUAUUCCCACCAAGAUUUCAAUAUGUUCCCUUGUUUCCCCACCAAGAUUUCACCAUGUCCCCUUGUUUCCCCACCAAAAUGUCACUUACCACGAUUUCACCAUGCUCCCCACCAAGAUUUCACCAUGUUCCCUUGUUUCCCCACCAAGAUUUCACCAUAUUCCCUUGUUUCCCCAUCAAGAUUUCACCAUAUUCCCAUGUUCCCAACCAAGAUUUCAAUAUGUUCCCUUGUUUCCCCACCAAGAUUUCACCAUGUCCCCUUGUUUCCCCACCAAAAUGUCACCAUAUCCCCAUGUUCCCCCACCAAGAUUUCACCAUGUUCCCUUGUUUCCCCACCAAGAUUUCACCAUGUUCCCACCACGAUUUCAAUAUGUUCCCUUGUUUCCCCACCAAGAUUUCACCAUGUCCCCUUGUUUCCCCACCAAAAUGUCACCAUAUCCCCAUGUUCCCCCACCAAGAUUUCACCAUGUUCCCUUGUUUCCCCACCAAGAUUUCACCAUGUUCCCACCACGAUUUCACCAUGUUCUCUUGUUUCCCCACCAAGAUUUCACAAUGUUCCCCUGUUCCUCCCCACCAAGAUUUCACCAUGUUCCCUUGUUUCCCCACCAAGAUUUCACCAUAUUCCCUUGUUUCCCCAUCAAGAUUUCACCAUAUUCCCAUGUUCCCAACCAAGAUUUCAAUAUGUUCCCUUGUUUCCCCACCAAGAUUUCACCGCUUAAAUAUCCCCUUUUCCCUAUGAUCUUUCUUGGCGUUGUUCCCUUGUUCCCAUUCCAAAAUAUGCUUGUUUCUUUGUUCCCUAGAAACCCCCGGGAUACGCUGUAUAAUGUCCAGUUUGGAAACGAUAUUCUUCAUUCUUUCUAGUACCUGUGAAUUACGAAGACACGGAAUCUGCUCGAUAUGACACUGAAGAGAUUGAGUACGACAUCGUGGAUCAGAAACUCCGAAUGUGGGGCGAAGAAGAUCACGUUGUACGUCUUUCUCAAUCAAAAGGUGAUUCUUUUACUGUGUACAGUUUUUUGGAUCGCUCAUGAGUCUUUAGUUAGUCAUUCACCUUUUGACGCAAGCCAGCGAUAAUCCUGAAAACUGCGUUCGUGUAUAUAGCACACGGAAACAGUGGCGAAGCCAGCCCGACAAUUUGGUCAUGCUAUGCAAAUUUUAAAUCAGUAUUCAUUUCUUUAGAAACAGAUUGUUUUCACGGUCUAUAUAAACGCGGAAAUAUUUGCAUAACAUAACCAAAUUGUCGGGCUGGCUUCGCCACUGCACGGAAGAAAAGCAACGUUGCUGGCACUUUCGAAAUUAGAUCGUAUUUCAUCAUAACCAAUAGCUUAUUUAUUAAAAUAGCCAUAUUCACAUUAGAGACGGACAAGUCGUCUAGACGAACAAAUCGUCUCUCAAAAAUCGUCUUCACAGACGGACAAGUAGUCGAACAAAUUCAGACGACUUGUUCGUCUAAAAUUUUGUCCGACACGUUUUCAUAUCUGAUAAUUUGUCCGACUAAAAGACGAUUUUGAGACGAUUUGUUCGUCUAGACGACUUGUCCGUCUUCUAAUGUGAAAACGGCUAUUGUCUUGUCAGACAAUGUGUGUAUUGGGGAUAUUGCUGCCUGGUAAUGCAAUUAAUAUUGCAAUUCUAUUUCAACUCGUAAAGUCUAGAGGUGUAACGACGGCAGGGAGAUGGUCGUAACCUCUUAAUGUUUUCAAUUUUAUCAUUGUUUCUUAAUGUUUUUAUCUGUGAUAUCAUAAAGCGUGUCUAAGAUGCAAGACAUAGGAACAUUUCCGGGCGAUUAGACGCUCCCACUCAUUAACGGCUGGUUACGCCCCCAUCCAAAGGAAUUCGAAACUUUUCUUCUAUGAAAAUAAGCUCGUGUGUGAUUCAGUCCUAAGUCAUCCGCCUGUUUCUAUGUUUUGUCAAAAUGUCUCUGUGCUUUGAUAGCUUAAUAUAUAUUACUGUCUUAAUGUUUCGUUUCUUUCACUUGUUGGCCGCCCUGUUUAUGAAAGUCAUUCGUCUUUAACAGUUGAGUUUACGGUGACUCAUUCACGCUUCAGUGGGUUUAUAGUUUCCACAUUUUUACCUGACCAUCGAUGCGUGAAAACAUUUAAGAUCAGAAAUCAAACGAUUAAGAUCCGAGAGUUAAAGUGAUAUCCUGAUAAAUAAUUGUAAAAGGAUGGCUAGGAAUUGGACCUUUUAUACUGCUUGGCCUUCAUGAUGUUUUUCGUAUACAAACUGGAUAUUUUACGAUGAAUUGUCGAGCUUUUUCCUAUUUGGGAUGUCUUGUAGUUGUUUGUCUCGCAUGGAGUGUCAUAGCAGGUUUGGUGUUUAUAUAAAAAAUUUUCAACGAACGUGGAAUAGCUGUAAAGAGUAUUAAGAAACAUAAGCUAUUGUAUCAAUACGAUGUCUUCGUGUUGUAUAAUAUAUUCACGUGUAUGGUCGCAGCUUCCAAAUAAGAAUUUUACUUGAUACAGACUGUUCGAAUGAACCAAACUCAUUUCACAACAUUGCACGAAGUCAUUCGCUUCAGUAGAUGUAGAAUAAACAUUUUACAGUUGUUAAUUUUGGACAUGAAGCGUGAAAUUAUAGUGAAAUACGUGAAACUAGUUGAUAAAGAAAUCUAUGUAGUUAAAACUAUGUUAACUAAAUAAGAAUAUUAUUUUUUUAAUAUUAUUACAUCUGUGUCUCCUUUGAACUUAUAGAGCUAUUUAUGUAAACUGGAUGGCUCUGUCAGUUCUAAGCAUGUUGUCACUAGAGAUCCAGUAAGAUUCGUCCCAUAUUGCUCCAGACUUUCAGUAUUACUGCAGGAGGAAACCCGAACUAAACUAACUUAAGGGCCGUCCCAUGUAUAGAGUCAAAGUGAAAUCACUCUUCUCACAUACUACAUGCUGUGAAAUUAUUAUCAGACAAUUCCCAAUAUAUUUUUUCUUGGCAGAAAAAGUAUAUUCCCGGAAAGAGUAUACUGAAAUUAGUAAAAUUGCAAAGUUUGGUUGCGAAAUGUUGUAAAAUGCGGAAAAUAUAGCCUUGCAAAAUUCGCAAAUUUUGUAUACUUUAUUUAGUAUUGCAUGCGGAAAUUGCUGCGACAUUUGGGCCCGAAAAUAGUAGCAAUUUUCGCACGCAAUACAAAAGUAUACAAAAUUUGCAAACUUUACUAGACAAUUUUCCACAUUUUACAAUAUUUCGCAACGAUGCAAACUUUGCAAUUUUACUCAUUUUAGUAUGCUCUUUCGAGCUGUGGUGAUUUAUUUGCAUCUCCUUGCCUAGUUUUAAAAUUAGUCUAUAAUGGGAAUUGCCUAUUGCAUAUUGCAUGAAUUGAUCCACAAUAGUUACAGAGGUGACACUCACAUAUACUAACCAGAGAAUCUUUUUGUGUUCUAUAUAGUGACUCCAGGUUCAGACCGCGAGGGAGUGAACCCGAGAUUUACAAAAAUCAGCAAUCGUACCGUGAUCCCAGAUCAGAGCGAACUGGAUCAAGUCGAUGAAGAGGCAUUGAAGAGAGGACAUGAGGAGAUUACUGUGGAUAAAGAUGAUGAGAUCUUGACUGAAGUUAUUGAGGGUGAGUGUGAACUAAAUCAAAGUAACUUUAUUUAUACUGGAUAGCUUUAUCCGUUCUUAACUGUUCUCCCUGGACGUCCUGGUCAUUCCUUAUUGAUCCAGUGUUAUACAACAAGAGGAAACCUAAAAUAAACUAACUUUAUUCAUACUAGAUAGUUCUACCAGUUCUAAGCUGUUUUCGAUGGAGGUCUAGUGAGGGUCAUCUCUUAUUGAUGAGGUGUUACUACAGGAGUGAACCUAAACUAGACUAACUUUAUUCAUACUGGAUAGGUCUAUCAGUUACAAAUUGUUCUCUCUAAAGAGGUUCAGUUAGAGUCAUAUCUCUUAUUGAUCCAGUGUUACUACAGGAGGAAAGCAAAACUAUAAACUAAACCUUUAGUGGCUCUUUCAGUUCUAAACUGAGGUCCAUUAAGGGCUGUUUGUGGUAUGAUAUUAAUAUGCUAAUGUGUACAUAUAUAGCUAGGUUUACCAUCAUUAACUGUUUUCCAGUCUGGCAAUCGUUCAUAGUAUAUGGCAUGGUAGAAAAUAAUGUCACAAAUUCUUUUCAUUUUCACUAGAUGAUGCUCCCCCAAGCUCGUUGCCUCUUUCGAUCAAAUCAAAACCGACAGUUCUACCAUCAAUGUCUGUUAGCAAUGCCACCAAGCAUCGCAAUUUGUCAAAUAAAGAAUUACAAAAUACUCAACCUACAAUAAACAAGGACAAAAGUGGGUAUUUCUUCGGUAAAUCGAAAAAUAAAUCACCAAAUACGACAUUAACGUCUGGAGAGCAAGGACAAAAUGUUGCUGAGCAUUCAACAGGAAAUGCAAACGUUUUACAUCAGAAUAACUCGUUACAGACAGCACAAAUAAUUGGUGAUAGUUCUUCGACGUCGCAAAGGAGUACAAACUUUUCAUUACCAAGUAUUUCAGGAGAGACAAAUAAAAUUGAUUCAAUCGGUCAAAAGUUUGAAAACUCAUCACAGAACACUAGCUCAUUUCACGAUGAGAGUGCAACGUCGCAAGUUCAAUUAUCUGAGUUCAAUACGACGAAAGCUAACGCUAUCAAUAAUUCACUGAGUCAAGGAAGUUCAAAUCUAAUGCCAUCAACUUCUACUCAAAAUUCGUACACUGAAACUUACAAUGAAAGUUCAUCUUUUGGAAAUAAGCCAUUUGGAAAGACUGCCAUUAAGGACAAUGUCUCGAAUUUGACUGAUUUGCAAAAUAUCGAAACAGUCAAAUCGAAUGACAGUAGCAAAAAUACUAAUACUCUCUCAGCAGAUUUAACGAAAACUGUCAAUUCUACCAGCAAUAAUAUUUUUCUCAAAGGUGUAGAAAAUAUUUCAAAGAUGAAAAAGUCUAUAGACAACAACAGUACGGAUGCUACAUCAAUUAUUGUACCUGAACAAAGCCAAAAUAGGGUAAAGGAGUCAUCAGAUAUAGGCCGAGCACGUGUAUUUAACACAAAUGCUACAAGGACUUUAGUUUCGACAGGUAAUUUAACUUCAGAAAGAGACAAGACGAAAAAGAAAACGGUGGAUAGACUAGAGCAGAAGAUGGAUGUUUUGCUACGUUCUCAUAGAGAUUGGGCUAAGGAGCCACAAGGACAACAAGAGAAGAAGAAUGUCAGUCUUCAUGCGGGUAAGAAAGAUGAAAACUGACUAUGUUAGCUAACUUUCAUGGAUAGCUUUAUUCUAACUGUUCUCGCUGGAGGUCCAGUGAGAGGCACUCUUUGUUGACCCAGUGUUACUACUACAGGAGGAAACCUAAACUAAACUAACUUAAUUUACACUGGAUAGCUCUAUCAAUUCUAAAUCGAGAUUCAGUAAGGGUAAUCUUUUUCUCUACAGUAGUGUUACUACAGGACGAAACUUAAACGAAACUAACUUUAUUUAUACUGGAUAGGCCUAUACAUUGUAAAUAGACAGUAAGGAUUUUCGCUACAGGAGGAAACCUAAACUAAACUAACUUAAUUUACACUGGAUAGCUCUAUCAAUUCUAAAUCGAGAUUCAGUAAGGGUAACUUUUUCUCUACAGUAGUGUUACUACAGGACGAAACUUAAACGAAACUAACUUUAUUUAUACUGGAUAGGCCUAUACAUUGUAAAUAGACAGUAAGGAUUUUCGCUACAGGAGGAAACCUAAACUAAACUAACUGUAGAUUGACCAGUUCUAGCCUGUUUUUGAAGAGCUAUUGGAGGGUCAUUGGAAUUCAACCCAGUCCCUUUCUAUUGUUUUUGUUUGUGCGGUUGGAGACGAAGUUGCCAGUAGUUUGCCGAAAUUUUGUAUUUUGACUUCGAUUUAAAGACUAAUAUUAUGAUUUUAUGAACUGAAAACUUGAUUACCGUCCGUUAGAAAAAUCUAGAAUUAGCUGGGAAAAUGAUAUAAAAUCUGUUUACGACCCUCGUAUUGGCUUCACUUUUCCCAUUGGCCGAAUGACUGAUAGUUCUUACUCCAGAUAUAUAGAGAGUUCACUGGUCUUGGACUGAUGAUCCGUCACUAGUAUUAAUCGUUCCAAUAAUGGGCAACUUGCAUGUUAGACUGAAUUUUAAUCUAAGUAAAGAGAAGACAAUCAAACACCACAGCUAUAAAGAACAUAAUGAAAUUAGUAAAAUUGCAAAAUUUGGUUGCGAAAUGUUGUAAAGCUUCGAAAAUAUAGCCUUGCAAAGUUUGCAAAUUUUGUAUAUGUUUGUAUUACGUGCGGAAAUUGUCACCAUUUUCGGCUCAAAAAUGGUAACAAUUUCCGCACGUAAUACAAACAUAUACAAAAUACGCAAACUUCGCAAGACUAUAUUUUCCGUAUUUUACAACAUUUCGUCACCAAAUUUUGCAAUAUUUCUUAUUUUAAUAAGUUGUUCACGGGAAAUUACUUUUUUUGCCUAGACAAAAAAUUAGUCUAACAUGCAAUUUGUCUAUUGAUUGUUCGUGUUUUUCUAGAUAAUGGUUCACGAAGCUUUCUUCCAACAAACGUGCGUCGUAUGAACAUUAUCCAUCACCACGCAUCGACUUCCGCUCCUCGCAAGCAAAAGAAAGCCUCGCGAAAACUGAAGUCCUUCUUAACAGCGGUCAAACAAAUGUUCAAGGAACCCGAAACCGCGCAAGAUAUUUUGGCUUGGGAGGCCUGGGGACCAUGUUCCAGGACUUGCGGAGAGGGCGCGGUCAGGAUACGGCAGAGGAAAUGUGCGGGACUGGUGGCGAGAGAUUUUGAUGUCGCUUGUCCAGAACCAAGAGAGCAAAGACAGAUGUGUCCUGUUGUGUCUUGUUUAUGUAUGUUAUUGUAUGCUCUCAAUUCCGUCAUUGUCUAUUUUUGAUUGUGAAAUAAGUCUGUUAUCAAUGGAUCACUCUAUUGUUUUAGUGUUACUACAGGAGGAAACCUAGGCUAAACUAACUUUAUUUAUACUGUAUAGCUUUAUCAGUUCUAAACUGUUCUCCGUAGAGGUCCGGUAAGAGUCAUCUUUCAUUGAUCCAGCGUUACUACAGGAGGAAACCUAAACUAAACCAAAUUUAGUUAUACUGGAUCAGUUCUAAACUGUUCUUCCUAGAGGUCCAGUAAGAGCCAUCUCUUAUUGAUCCAGUAUUGUUGUAAAGGCUAAUUUCCACUCAGGAAAAUUAUCCGUGGAUUGGAACGGACAAGAAAAUUUUUCUUUGUCUUGUGAGCUCUGGGUUGGAACUAAUGACUUUAUCACAAAGAAAAAUUGUCUUGUCCGUUCCAAUCCACGGAUAAUUUUCCUGAGUGGAAAUUAGCCUUAAGAGAAACCGAAGUACCUGGAGAGAAUAUGGGUUGUUUAUAACAUAAUAAUCAAACAACGACAGUGGAACCCCCGUUUGGAUAGAUGUGAAAUCCACAUGCAUUAACACCUUAUAGUACAAGAUUUAAGCGUAAUAGCUGUUUCUAUGUUUCCAUUCCUUUAGCAAAGCACGAUAAAAAGUCUUCGCAAGAGUUCCCGAAAACAACGGAAAUGGCGAAUAAUGUUUCACACCGUACUGUUGCAUAUUACAAAAAUGUUGAUGAAGCGUCUGGGAAACAAGCAGAUAGCCUCAGAGCCCCAGCUAGCAGCGCUGUCAAUAAAUUCAUUGGUACCGAGAAUAAUUUAAACCAAGACAGUGAUGACGUCAGCACCACAUCACGACUUAAUACCGAAGACCAAACGGACGACGACGCUGUAAGUCCUACGGAAGAUAGCGAAGGUACCACGGAAGGUUACGAUGAGUCGUCGGUACAGGAGUACCAGAGUAAUUUAGCAAGUGUCCAAACAGCCAAUCAGAAACGUUAUCUUUACACAGUUUGGGGUACCUGGUCUGCAUGUACACGCACAUGUGGUCAGCGGACAUACGCCUUCAGGAAACGUUAUUGCAUAAAUGCUGUUACUGGCGAAAUUAAACGACAUUGUCAGAAGCCAACUAUUUUAGCCAAGAAAUGUGUUCUCACUCCUUGUCCAGGUGGGUGCUUUGGAUUGAAUUAUGAUAUACCAGUUACUUGUUCUAGUUUACAAAAGUAUAGAAUAGAAUAAAUGUGAUUAAGGGCCUGUUCAUAUGGGCAAAAGUUAUCCCGGUUAACGAGAGAACUUUUCGACUAGCCAAAUACUUUUGUUCUGUUCAUAUGGAGAAAUAUUAUCCCACUUACCUGGAAAAGUUUCCGGCUGUGACGUAGCACUGAACAUCAAUUGAAUUGAAAAGUUGCUGACACGACAAAAAGUUAUCCCGCUAAGCGGGAAAGUUGUGUUCAUAUGGGGAAAACAUUAUCCCGGUCACCGAGAUCUCGCCUGUCAACAAGCGAGAUCUCGGUACACGGGAAAACUUUUCGUCUCAUAUAUGAACGCAAUGUAACUUUUCAUAUUAUUUUCGUAACAAGGCGAGAUCUCGCUCGUAAACUAGUCGAAAAGUUUUCUCGCUAACCGGGAUAACUUCUGCCCAUAUGAACAGGCCCUAAGAAUUAGAAUUAUCUACAUGAGUGAAUAACUCGUACGCAUACAGUAAUUUUAAUGCUUAGUUUCCUUUGUUCCAUUUUAUGUUUUUGGUCCCUGCAAUAUACAGUUCUCUGAUUAUUAUUUUGCCUCAGUCGUAUGUGAGAAAAAUUUGUCCAUUUUGACUCCGAUUAAGGUUACUUAAAAUUCAAAGUAAACUUCCCAACAACUUGUUUAUGAUAAACUGUAAGUUAGGAAAUGUUCUUUUUAGAAAUCUUGUCUGAAUCAGUAGGAAUUCUCGUCUAUGUUGUUUUGAUAAAAACACGUUCAGAAAUACAUAAACUAAAUCAGUAGGUUAUACUAUAGAACUAGGGCUAAUCCAGCUCUGAACAACUAGCCUCUGGUUUUCGUCUGUUGCUGGACCGCUACAGGACUGGUAGAGCUAUCCUGCAUAAAUAAACUAAAGUUAGUUUAGUUUGGAGUGAAAGCAGUUAAAGAGCCCCUAACGUUGUUAUAUGUCUUAUAGUUGAUGGUGGCCUAUCUGACUGGUCAAAAUGGUCAUCCUGUUCCGACAGCUGUGGUAUUAUGGAGCGACAUCGCAGUUGUACGAACCCAAAACCUGCAUUUGGUGGGCGAGAGUGUUUUAAACUGCCUGUACAGAUGCGCUUAUGUGGAACCUGCACAGGUAAUUGAAAUGAUUCAUUCAUAGUCUAUCAAUUAAAAACUUUACUAAAAUCCUUAUUUCUAUCUUUAUAUUUUAGAGGACAAAGUUGUGGCCGUUCAAAAACUGCCUUCGUAUUCUCCCAAGGCUCUUUGCGGGUUCGAUCCGUGUCAACGUGUUGGGUGCUUAGAAGACAAAGGCGCGAUUUGUGUGACUGACUUUGAGUGUAAUCCAACGUUCUUUGAUGAUAAAGGAAACGUUUUAAAAGGAUGUAGAGGUAAAGGAACGUGUUUGAAUGGGGAAAUUGUAAUGAAUAUAGUUUAUUGGGGAUUACAUCAUUAACUUCAACCAAAGUAGCGAAACAUGUCUGAUAUUAUACCUGGUUCAAUUUCGAUCAGGUUGAUAGUGAUUGACCGAUUGUGCCGCAAUCGAAAAUUACCGACUAUUCAUGCAACAAUUUACCCUAUACCGAUUUUAUAAUGACUUCAUAAUUUCAGUCGACGGAAUAAAGGUGAUGUCAUUCAGUUCAAUGUUUUUUUUAAUUAACUAUAUUUUCAAACGUAACAUGUUACUGCAACCGAAGUUUAAAACCGUUCAUCAAUGGCACACUUCACGCAUGAAUUACGUCGCAGCAACAUAUUAGAGACCUUACGAUUUUAGGACGGCAACGUCUACCAAUGCAAUAGAUCAUUUGUGCACGUCUGUUUAUUUCAAAACUUCAGAAAAGAGAACUCUUAUUGAUCCUGGCAAGAUUUUUGAAGAAAUAUUUACAAAUUUAUAAACAAGCUGUCAGGAAGUUUGCUUUGAAUUUUAGGUUAACCCAGGGUUAAACUAAUCCAGCAUUGAACAACUGGCCCCUGGAAAUGAACUAUAUAAUUUUCCACUACAGAUUCAACGCAGCUCUUCCUGCGACCGUUGGCUCAGAAGAAAUGCUCGUUCAAUCCUUGUUCUUUCACAAAAUGUGACGCACAUGGCGCCAAGUGUUUGGUUGAUACCAAAUGUCGACCGUUCUUCGUUAACGAAAUGGGAAAGAGAGUCAACUGCAAAGGUAAAUGUAACUUAUCGAAUUCUUAAACUAUUUAACCUCAAAAUGAAUAGCUCUAAACUGUUCUCCCUAUAUUUUCAGUAUAAGGACCAUUCCUUGUUAGUAUACACUCAACUAACCGUGACUCAACUAAGGACAAUUACAAAUUCAGCAUUCUGAUUGGCUACACGACCAAGGGCCAUUACGUAACGGACCAGGGUUGAGAAAAAAGAUGGCGGAACGUUUUGUUUCGCAAAGAUUUCUGGGAAAUUUUGUUGGGAAUUCAUUCCCCGAAGAACAAAAGAGACUACAAAAUAUGAUCUGAACAUAGUAAACACUCCUAGUCAAAAUACAAACUCUAAGCACAAUUUGAAAGAUUUAAAUAAAAUUAAAACCACGCACGAGCGUUUGAAGGAUUUUGUAUUUUGCAAACAACCAGGCGAAAAGUUUAUUGAACCGAAGAAAAACAUGCAGUGCCAGUUUGACUCAAACUGGAAGCAAUCUUCUCACAUGCGACGAAAUUUUAAUGAUACAAUUGAAUGUUGCAGUAAUUUAAUCCCGGUCGUUAUCUUAUUCAUUUUUAUAUUUCACUUUUAAAACUCUACUUAACUUUUCUUCCAGGUUCCAACGUGUUGCAGAUAUCAUCAGAACUAAUAUGUGGUUUUAAUCCUUGCAAGAUCACAACAUGUACUGUAGACCCCGAGGCCAAGUGUGUCACAGAUUAUCGUUGUAAUCCGAUUUUCAUUAAUGCUGCAGGUCAGAGGAUAUCUGGGUGUACAGGUAUAGUUUUUAACUAUUAUCCUUAAACAUACACAAUGUUCCUGAUGUAUUGCUUUGCAUACAGCUAUUUCAAUUAAGGUUGUCCCCGAGCAAAGCCGAAAAGUCGAAUACGAGCGCGAACGACUUGCUCGUAUUCGACUUUUCCGCUCUGCUCGGGGACAACCUUAAUUGAAAUAGCUGUAUACAUUUGUACUAGGAAAACAAACACUUGUUGCAGAAACAGUGUUUGCUGGGAUACAUGGCACGGAAACAAUGUUUUCUCUUGUCUCUUUGUCUUACUUUGGGAAAAGCGGAUGGAAAACAGUGUUUCGGUUUGUCCACCUUUAGGGAACAUGUUUCCAGGUUCGCUCAUCUUCAGAAAAUAUGGCUAGGAGACAAUGUUUUGGCAAAAUGUUUUCAAGCUUGCCCCCAAGGUUUUAAAUCACCAGGGUGAGAGGGUCGUUUACUAUUUUUUACCUUUUUUCUUUCCAAAUUCAGAAGACGAAGUGGAAGAAGCUGAGCGACUUUCAACGGAGAGGCCAACAGCUGCUCGACAAAGUACAGAAAAUCCUUCUGCCAGAGAUGUAACACCCUUUCAACACCACAAUCCUUAUCGCCUACACAGCUUACAGAAAUUUCGAGAGGAAUUGUCGGUCAAGAAAAGUAUCGAAAGUAAUCUCCAUGAAACCAAAGAGAAACUAAAAGAUAUUAAACUACUUGAAGACAUCUUCACACGACGAUUUCAUCAUAAUGAAAAUUUAGAUUCCGAGAAUAAAACAAAUUCUGGAGAUAUAAAGAAUGGACAUCCAGAUGAAUCCGGCUAUCAUUUGAACACCUCUUCUAACGAUCUUGGAAAAGAAACUAGGAAAGCAAGCAGUAUUAAACUUUUGGAGCAUAUAUUACAACAUCAUUUGCAUCGUGGCAAAAGUUUGAAUUCCACAAAUUCGAUACUUACUAAGCAAUCAGAAAAAUUCCACGAUAAGAUAGAAAGUAAAUCCGAAAACAGUGGUAUUAAACUAUUGGAGCAUAUAUUACAAGUUCAUUUGCAUCCUAGCAAGAGUUUGGAUUCUACAAAUUCUACACUUUCUGAGCAAUCAGAAAAAUCCCGAGAUAAGACAAAAGGUAAAUCCGAAAACAGCGGCAUUAAACUAUUGGAGCAUAUAUUACAAGCUCAUUUGCACCGUAGCAAGAGUUUGGAUUCUAAGAAAUCAAUGCUUUCCGAAAAAUCAGAAAAAUUCCAAGAUAAGACGGAUGAUAAAUCCGAGAUAGACUUUCAGAAUUUUAGGCAUGAUAAUGACAGUGAAAAUGGUAGUAAAGCAUUGGUGGAAAAUGGUAACAAGAAAAGCGCAAAUAAAAUCACUGGUUUUAAUUUGUUAAACUCGGAUAAUGGAAUAACAUCUGAUGAUGGAAUUAAACUAAAAACUCUUCACCAAAAUAAAGACGAAACUACUGAUAUCGUGGAUAGCCCUUCAAUUGCGAGUAAUUCAUUAGAUUCACCGAAAAGCCAUGAAAUUUCUAAAAUAAACCAAGUUUUGGACAAACCAUUAGAAUUUACGAACAAGAAUAGUGUUGACCCGAGUGAAAAGCUAUUUCAAUCAAAAACUUUGACGGAUAAAAUCAUGGAAACUGAUUCAAAUGCAAAAGUAUCUUUGACAACGCAACGUAAAAGCGAGUCAAAGAGCUUGGAAAAAGAACGAGGAAAGAAUUUGGCAGAUGUAGAUAGGUUUAUACUGGAUGAAUUAUACAAGAAGAAACAAAUGGAAGAUUCGGGUACGACCUCCCUUGGAUUGUCUGGUGCGAAUCAUGCCCAAGGUAAAGUUACUUCAAAUGCGGUUGGGGUAAAAGGCUACAUGGGGGAAAAUAAUGUUAACAGUGUGGUUAAAAAUAAUGAGGGAAACAGUAGCGGUUACAACAACGAUAACAACAACAACAACAACGAUAACAACAACAACAACAACUGGAACAACGGCAGUAACGACAGUAACAGUAACAACGAUAUUUCCAACGGUAGCGGCAACAACAACAACAUUAGUAGGCUCAAUGACAACAAUAACAACAACAAUGACAACAAUAACAAGAACCUAAGCAGUAGUGCUGUUAGUAACCAAGAUUUUAAUAAUAGUACACUUUUAAAUACUCACGAAAACAUUCUCAAGAACAGUCCGACCAGUAUAAGUGGCACAAUGAAUAAAAUGAAAGGAACGAACGAAAUCAUUAAUAACCACUUAACAACAACAACAACAACAAUAUCCACUGCAAACAACAACAGCAGUAACAACAACAGCAAUAACAACAACAACGGUAACAACAACAGCAGUAACAACAACAACGGUAACAGCAACGUCAUCAGCUACAACAACAACAAUAACAAUCGUAUCAACUUGAAUCCCGACUACAACAAAAACGUGCUUAAUACCAAAAUAAACUUGAAACCGUCAAAAUCACUCCCAACCAUUAUUUCAACAACACCAAAAUCCAAUCCGCCACCACAAAACAACACAAUACACUACAACCUAGGACUCGCCAAAAUAGCAUCUACAAAAAAUGAAAACGAAAACAAACCCCUAGAUACUAAACUAAGAAUCCACAGUAGACCACAAAUGCCAAAAGCUUCUUCGGAUAAACAACUUGGCGAUACCAAAAACGAUAAUAUCAAAGGGAAAGUAAUGCCGUGGGAAGAGUAUAUAGCAAACAUGAAAAACAUGAAUCUUGAAGGAUCGGUGUUAUUCGACGAUGAGAAAAAAGUGUCCCACAGUAAACCUCAAUUUGACCACAAUCAAUCCGAUAAUUACGAUUCUAGCGUAGUUGAUGUGAAGCUUAAAUCGGGAAAAGUGAAGUUGGUAGACGGUAGCAAGAUGGUACCGGGACAUGUUGCUGUUGGAGCUGAGACAGGAAAGCCUGGGAUUGGAGGACAAGUGAUACAUUCAAGUGACCCUAAUCUUGAAAUACCCCCGUAAGUGUGCAAGAAUUUCCAGUAGGGUGAAUGGCACAGCAAUCACUUCACGAUUGCUAUUGCAUUAGUACAGUGAGGAUUAGACUAAGGUUAUGGUCACAAAUUGUCAUAAACUCUCAUCAACUUUGAGUGUAAAUUUUGAUGAAAGUUUUUGCUCUUUUGACCAGUAUUAAUCCAGUCAACUCUCACGCAACUCUUGUCCUGGUUUGACCGGGGCGUGAGAAAACUCUUCAUGCAAACUUUCGCUUCUCAACCCUAAUCAACUCUCAUCCUUGUUUGACCAGGGUAUUUGGCCAAGAAUCAGGAAUAAGAUCUGGAUCAGGUCAAGAAUUAGGGUGUGUUUUAAGAUUAGAGUUGUCAGGCUAGGUUUGGGAUAACUGAUCGUAUAUGAAUGUCGUAGCUCCAUGAAUCCGUACAUGGGACGUAGGCUUUAGUUUUGGAGGUCUAUUUUGUUAACUGAACUUGCUAUUUAUUUUCCUAGGUAUGAUGAAGAAGUAACUAGCAGUGCAUUUGAAAAAGAACAAAGCGAAAAUCCUGAAGGUAAUAUUUAAUAAAUCUUAUGCAUUCUACACAGAAUGUGCUGUAUAGUUGAAUCGAUAUAAGACGAUAUUUAACUUUAAUCCACAAACGAUACUAGUUGACAGGCAUUUGCUAUGUAUCCCAAUGUACCGUUUGCGUCCAACUCGAGUUCAAUUCUUGCGACUUAUGUUCUUAUCUGAUCAUAUUUCCAGGUAUACCGUCAAAAGCUGAAUUGAAUAGAAUAUUAAACUCAGUCUCUGAUUCCCAACUGGCAAGUGGCAACCAAGAAUCUAACACCCUGCAAGGGAACUCACAAGAUCAACAUGCGGACUAUGUAUUACCCCAAAAAAGCAGACAUGAACAUAAAUACCCGCUAGCAUCAAGUGCUCGACCUUUGUUGUCUCCAGCACAACAAGUUAAUCUGGUUACCAGUAAACAAGUUAAUCAGGUUACCAAUAAACCAAUUAAUCAGGUUACUGAUAUACCAGUUCAUCAGGUUACCAAUAAACCAGUUAAUCAGGUUAUCAAUAAACCAGUUAAUCAGGUUAUCAAUAAACCAGUUAAUCAGGUUACUGAUAUACCAGUUAAUCAGGUUACAGAUAUGCCAGUCAAUCAGGUUACCAAUAAACCAGUUAAUCAGGUUACCGACAGUCCAUCUCAAAAUGACUUGAUAAAUAAACUGGUUUUAAAAGCUGUCCAACAAGAGCUUGCCAAAUUAAAACUUGAUGGAUUACUUAAGGAUUCAUUGAAAAACACGACACCCAUGGCACGUCAGGGUUCAGAUGAGACAGCUAAGAUCUUCACGCAGAAGCCAAACCCAGGAUAUUUGGGAGUAACCAGAAAACCUAGUGACAACCAUGCAUACUUAGGAUUGUCGAAGGGAUAUCACGGGUUAGAUUUAAAGGUCCAUGGACAACCGGGAGGUAAAGAGUUGUCCUCAACACCAAAGCCAUUCCAUUUCAACGCAAUCUCUACAAACGUGCCUAUAUUUCAAGACGAGAAAGGAAGUCAUUCGUACAACGAACAGGCGAGUGAUACUGAUAGUCAACAGGGCGGGGUAGGAAGUGGACAGCAGGGGAGUGAACCUGACAAAAAUAAUGAUCUAGAAAAUGAGGCUGAAAGUUUGCGUGAAAUUGAUGAGAUUCUUAAAAGUCCAUACACUGGAAACGAAAUCGAAAAAACUACAGCGAGACCUGGUCAAACUACAAAUACCCCUGAAGAGAACAAUAAUCACAAAAUAGUGGAAUCAUCGAACGAAUAUACAGUGACACUGGCUCCAAUGAAAGAAGGGGGCACUGAGAACGAUGAGGAGGAUCAGAGGAUAAGUGAAGUGAAUGACGAGGAUCGUGAGGAACAGAAAGAGCCUGCGAACAAAGAGUCGUAUUCGCCGGCAUUGAUGGAUGAGAUUAAGGAACUGGGACUUCAUGAAUAUUAUAUUAAAGAUGGUUUUCAAACACCGCAUGUUCCUAAACACAGGAAGGUCGCUGAUGGACAGGUAGGGCAUUAUUUGAUAGCUUAAGAUUUACGACGUCAGGUAGGGCGUCAGGGCCGAGCAGAGAAUUUGGACUAGGACGUCAUCCUAAAUAAAUAAAUGAAUAAAUAAAUAAACAUCAACUUAAGAUUCACGACAUUGACCUCUAAGCCAUAAAUAUAUUUACAUCAUUUCGAAAAUGAAUUUUAAAGAGACGCGUGAGUUAAUUACGGUUUGUUAUGCUCUUGUAUUCACGAUGGCAAAACUCUUGUUGUGACGUUGUCGACGUUCGGCGUGGACGACGAGAUAUCGAGAGAGACGCAUGCGCACUUGAAAAAAAUUACUUCCGCUCGCUGUCCUAAAUAUUUGGCAUCGUAGAUUAUCUGUUUAUUUAGGACGAAGUCCCAGUCCUGUGCUGUGCUCAGUCCUGACGUGCUAGCUGACGUCGGCAUCGUAGAUCUUAAGUUUGCUAGCAUAUCACAAAGUGGAUAUUUCUAUCAGUUCAAAACUGCUCUAUCCAGAGUGGAGUAAAAAUCAUUCGCCCCUUCUUGGUAUAAUAAUAGAGAGCUUAAGAUCUACGACGCGGCCGGCUCAACGACGCGCUUGCGCAAGAAAGAAAUUUGUCAUGCCAGACAAAAACUAUGAAUAAUUUGUGAUCCCAGGGGUAUUCUCCACGGCUUUGUAAUGCUCAGCACAGCGUUAAACUAAGCAUUAUCACGUCUUUGAGGCAACGUGAAAGCUUAUUGCGACCGAAGAGGUGUUACUUAAAGUCGAAAUAACAGCAAACAUUGCAUCGCUUUAGUUAAACUGAGCGAUUUGUGAUGUCAUUUGAAAUAUUUUCAAACAUUUAUUACAGUAAUGAAAUUGCUUAAUUUAACGCUCAUUCUUGAGCUGAAAUUCAGACCGCGUCGUUGAGCCGGCAGCGUCGUAGAUCUUAAGCUCUUUAUUACAAAAGAAGGAAGUCUGAACUAAACUAACUUUAUUUCCACUGGAAAGCUCGAUCAGUUCUAAACUGGUCCCUAUAGAAGUUCAGUAAUUGCCUACCUCUUUUUACAGGAACAAACCUGCAGAUGAUCGAGUCAACUUCUCCUUACAUGUCAUCGAGGUCCCAGUUACACGAUACUGGAUUCUCUUUUUACCAUGUUGCCGUUCAGGAGUAAUGGCUGUCCGCAAUAUUCCCCCCUUUAACAGUUUUCCUUUUAUUUCGUUAUAUUAUUAAUGUUAAGAUAUUCCUGAAGCCGUUCAAUUCGAAUGUCGUGACAAAGCGAAUUCGGUGUUAUGUAACUGGGACCUGAAACGAAAUUAUGAUCAGACAACUGCACGCAUAGUUUGUUGCAUUAUGAAAAUCAAUCCUAAUUCAGCGAGCUCUAUAUAUAUCUGGAGCGUGAACUCCAGUCCUUUUCUAUUGUUUUUUUUCUUCUACGGUUAACACGACGCAGGCAAGGAGUGUGCCGAAAUUUCGUAUUUUGACAUCGAUUUAAGAAUAUCACUAUGGUUUUAUGAACUGAUAAGUUGAUUAGCGAUGCGGUCCGUUAGAAAAAAAAACCUGGAAUUACCUGUGAAAAUUGUAUUAAAACUGUUUACGACCUUCAGAGCUAUUGGACGUCAAUGGCCGCCAUCUUGGCUUCAUUUUUCUCAAAGGCCGAAUGACUGAAGUUCUUGCUCCAGAUAUAUAUGUACAGCCAUGGAUAAUGAAAUAAAUGGAUAGGAAACUAGCUGACGUGACCUAAUGUUUUCAAUGGGCUGAUGGCGUGGUUGGAUGUUCAAACCUAGUGUUGCAAACCAAAUUCUCAAAAACGGCAUGUUUAGCAAUAAUACAGCUAAACAUUUUAGUCAAAGAGCAAAUAAAUAUGACUACGCCAUUCUACGAUGAAAUCUCUAAGUAUUCCCAGGCAAAUUUAGCAAAUAUUUCAAGCACUAAACAGUGAAAAAUGCAUCGCAAAUUUCGUUAGAAUUUCGUAGCUACAAAUGUAAAAAAAAAUACAAAACAAAGACGAAAAACAUUUACCUUGCAUACUUUGUCGUGGCUUAGGCAUGUCUUUAAAACAAUUAGACCAGUUUAUGCUUCAAUAUUACUCUUUUAAAGCGGAAAAUAUAGCGAAACAACAAAAAUGCUUGAGAACUUUGGCAAUAUACGCGUGGCGUCACAGAUUGCAACUAGGUUUAGACUGUGACGUCGGGAAGUUUUCUAUCCAGUUAUUUUACAAUCCAUGGUACAGCUCCCUUUCCUAAUUAAGAAUUUUUUGCUUCACAGGUUCGCCAAGUUUUGAAAUCCCAUCACUUGGAAGGAGGUAGCGAUGAUUACGACAGACAUAAGAAUCACCCCGUGAGGUAUAAAAAGAAAUUCCACUUGGCCCAGGUUGAAAUGCUACCGAAAACUUACGCCGGCCAUUCUGCCCUACGACAACAUAAUGCGGACGGUGACGAGAUCGAACGAGUCCCGAACAAUUACCGAGAAGCUGACGGCGUUGCCCGAUCGCAUACUAGUCAGCACGGAGUGGGAUCACUGACGAAAUACUUAGAGCAUUUACGUCAAUAUGUUAAUGGCAUGGACGGCGAUCUUUUGGACAGUGGUUUAAAAGGCAAACACAGGAACGAGGCGACCCAAGAGGAUCUCGGGAAUGCGAUAAUUCUGAACGCGAAGGAUGACGGUAAUUCCGAAAAUGGUAUUGACGAUUCCGAGAAUUCGAUUGAAGAUUCCAAAACUCCAAGAAAUCGAAACCGAAUUUCUCAAAAAGAUGUUCUGUUUGCUGAAGACAGUGAAACGGGCAAGAAUGGUGUGAUGGUUUUCAAAGUGUCAGGCGAUGAUGCUAACUAUAGGCGAACGUUAGGAUUACGCUCCAGACAUCCUAGAUUAAAAACAUACAGCAAACAAAGACAGUCGAUGUAG